Menidia menidia (Atlantic silverside) is the source of this 1589-nucleotide messenger RNA. Lineage: Eukaryota; Metazoa; Chordata; Actinopteri; Atheriniformes; Atherinopsidae. The record is from the annotation of a GenBank genome assembly.
GCGUGCCUCUCCGCCAACAUGUCGGCUUAAGAGUUUCUAUCAAAACUUUGCUCACUUCUUUCGGUAACUUAGCGCCCUUAGCGAGGGGGAGUUUGUGAACUAUGUCGUGCAUCCGGAGCUUAGUCUUACUCCAGACUUCUACGAGGAGUUUAAUUCGCCGCUUUGUCCUUUUCGUUGCAUUUAUCAGCGCCAGUUUGCCGGCCUGUGUCGGAGAGGCAGUCAGCCCGCAGAGAUGUGUGGUCUGGGGUCCGGGACUGGACCGCGACCCGGUAGUCCCGGUUCGCUAUUUCUACAUUCAGGCGGUCAAUUCUAAAGGAGAAAACCUGACUGUGUCUCCAGGCAAAGACACGUUUAAAGUGAAAAUAAGUCCACUGGACAAGAAGGAGCACGUCCGCAUCCACGUCCCUCCGCCUCUGGACCGGGGCGACGGCUCCUUCCUGAUGCGGUACCGGCUCUACGGCUCCUCUCAGGCGGGCCUCAGCGUCCAGGUCCUCCACGGGGAUGCAGCCAGAUUUCCGCUGUCUGACCCGAUGAUUCCUCACUUCUCAGGGCCCGUCUAUCACGAGUACUGCGACUGUCCGGAGCCCGAUGCUUCCCGCUGGCGGAGCGUCAUGCAGUGUCCCCCGCAGGAGCCACAAAUCCAAGCUGACUUUGAAUCUUUCCCCGUGGUGGACCUGCAGCUUCUCCGACAGGAAGUGCUCCGCAGGUUUUCUAACAGGGGAGGCCUCGUACACUACGCCAUCAUCGGCAACCGGGUGUUCCGGCGCACCCUGGGGAAGUACACCGACUUUAAAAUGUUCUCCGACGAGAUGCUGCUGUCUCUGACGAGGAAGGUGAGGGUUCCCGACGUGGAGUUCUUCAUCAACGUGGGCGACUGGCCGCUGGAGACGAGGACGGAGGGCGCCGUUCCGAUCCUGUCGUGGUGCGGAUCCACAGACACGAGGGACAUCGUCCUCCCAACCUACGAGGUCACACACUCCACCCUGGAGACUUUGAGAGGCGUCACAAAUGACCUGCUGUCCGUACAAGGGAACACAGGGCCUCCGUGGGCUAAUAAAACCGAUCGGGCGUUUUUCCGCGGCCGGGACAGCCGGGAGGAGCGCCUCCAGCUGGCGAAUCUGUCCAAGGAGCACCCGGAGCUGCUGGACGCCGGCAUCACCGGCUGGUUCUUCUUCAGGGACCGGGAGAAGCUCGUGGGCAAGGCGCCGCUCGUCGGGUUCUUCGACUUCUUCAAGGACUCUCAGUACUACGAGCACUUCUACGUCCACCUAAAGGCUGGAGCCCACUACGUCCCCGUGAGGAGGAACCUGUCCGACCUGCUGGAGAAGAUCCGAUGGGCCAAAGACCACGACGCUGAGGCGCGGGAGGUGGCUCGGGCGGGGCAGCGGGCGGCCCGGGAGCAGCUCCAGCCCCCCCGGCUGUACUGCUACUACCUCCAGGUGCUGCAGGCCUACUCUCAGCGGCAGGCGGGGCGCCCCACGCGGCACCCCGACAUGGAGCCCGUCCCCCAGCCCGAUGACCAGGCCGCCGCCUGCACCUGCGGCCGGGAACGUCCCCCGAAAGAACCCGAGGACAGGGAGGAGCUAUGA